This is a messenger RNA of Schistocerca serialis cubense, 1679 nucleotides long. RefSeq names its product prolyl 3-hydroxylase OGFOD1 (gene sud1). Gene Ontology annotation, molecular function: iron ion binding; peptidyl-proline dioxygenase activity; L-ascorbic acid binding. NCBI's taxonomy places the organism in Eukaryota, Metazoa, Arthropoda, Insecta, Orthoptera, Acrididae. Gene Ontology annotation, biological process: peptidyl-proline hydroxylation; regulation of translational termination. Bases 133 to 1587 code for a protein of 484 amino acids. Gene Ontology annotation, cellular component: cytoplasm. The transcript has a single exon. The record is from RefSeq and is a predicted model, not a curated record.
ACAGAAUAUUACCCUGAUGAAAAGUGAAUAUUUAAACUUGAGACACAUCUAGUAUCCUGUGUAAUAGUGUCUAAUAAGCUAAAAAAGGAAAGGAUAUAUCAAGCAUUAAGUCUACAAUUACAUCAUCCCACCAUGUCAGCGAAGGGCUGUGGAAAUUCAGAAUCGGAUGUUUCAGCUGAAAAUUGUGUUGAAGUUAGGUCUGAUCUACUUCAAAAUGAAGUAAAGGAUUGGUUGUCAAGUCAUUGGUCAGGCAAAUCUGAUUUAGGCCCUAGUGAAAAGUGGGGCAUUUCUCUACUUAGUGAACCUUUUAAGAUUUGCACUUUGACGAAUCUUAUAUCUGAUCAUGCGUACUUGGAGAAACUGAAGGUUGAGCUACUUAGCUUAGAAUUCCAAAUGAAGAAUAAUGACUUAUACCAAUAUCGUCAGUCUGAAGAUCUUUUUGGUUUUGACUUGCCUGCUAUUAAUUCGUUCAGAUGCCUUCUAAAUAAUACCAUUCGACAAUGGCUAGAAGAUGUUACCAAUAUACAACUGAGGGAGAAAAUAUCUGCAAAUUGUUCAUGUUAUGAUGAUACAGAUUAUCUUCUCUGUCAUGAUGACCAGUGUGAGGAUAGAUGCAUAGCGUAUAUUUUUUAUCUGAAUCGUAACUGGACCGCACAUGAUGGUGGAGCAUUGCAACUAUUUAACACCAUGGAAACAGAGCCAGGAAAUAUUGUUAAAUCAAUAUUGCCACAAUUUAAUUCUUUUGUUUUCUUUGAGGUGUCAGAAAUAUCAUUCCAUCAGGUACAAGAAGUAUUUACGAUGGAUAGAACGAGAAUAACUGUGAAUGGUUGGUUUUAUGGUUCCAGAAAAAUUAAAAGAAGGGAGCAUAAGUUGGGAAACAAUGACUCUGUUACAGUUCCUCUGUUGCAGGUUGAAGAUUCGUUUUCCUCAAAUGUGAUAAACAGUGUAUAUUAUAGUGGUGAUGAAUUACUGAAAACACUUAAUUUACAUUUUGAGAAGACUAGCUCAAUCAUGCUGGAAGAUUUUCUCUGUAAAGAAUUUUAUGACAGUUGUUGUAAAGCACUUUCUAGAAGUACAGUAUCUUGGUUAAGAAAAAGACCUGUUAAUUAUUGGUUAUAUGAUACAGCAGAUGAGUCCACUCUGAGUUCUGAGGUACAAGGAUUACUUACACUUAUGAAAUCAGAAAAGCUGUUCCAGUUACUUUCCGUGUUGACAUGUCUAGAUCUCACAUGCAUUGGUAAGAUGAAGACAUCUUGUGACAAAACUAUCAAAGUUUCUGCUUGCUCAUAUGAAAUUAGAAGGUGGAAGUCAGGAUAUUAUUCAUUGGUAAAUGAUACAAGCUUUUCUAAAGAAAGCUUGUUAGAUGUCACACUUUACUUGAAUUGUGAGAACUGUAGUGAAUGUGGAGGAUCAACAGUGUACAUUUCUCCAGAAGAGGACGAAGAACUACUUUGUGCUUCUCCUAGACCUAAUUCUCUGUCUGUUACAUACAGAGAAUCAAAUACUGCUUGUUUUGUUAAGUACAUUAAUCAUAACUUCAGAGGUGAUUUCUACACAAUUAAUUUUUCUUGUGUGGAACAGGCUUGAAAUUCACCAGUUUGUUACAGAAUGUGUUUGAAUGUAAAGACAAUUAAUUGCCAGCUUUGUACUUCUAAGUAAAUAAACUAUGAAAUACAAAA